AUGACGAUCGACCACAUCCCAGAGCCGACGGACUACAAGCAGACGCAGCCCGUCGCGCCUCUGGCGGAUGAGGAGCGCCAGGCGCUGCAGGCCAAGUACCGCGAGGAGCGUGACAAGCGACUCCGUGCCGACGGUAUCAACCAGUACAAGCCCCUCGGCGGCAUCUUGAAGCUGGACGAGGACAAGGACCCGUACACGAACGUCCAGCCGCGCGAGCCGGUCCACGACCAUGUCGACUUUCUGUUCCUUGGCGGUGGCUUCGCGGGCCUGACGGUGUGCGCGAAGCUGAAGCAGGCGGGCUUUGACUCGAUCCGCAUCCUCGAGAGCGGAGGCGACUUUGGCGGCGUCUGGUACUGGAACCGCUUCCCCGGCGCCAUGUGCGACACGGCCGCCAUGGUCUACCUCCCCAUGAUGGAGGAGGUUGGCACGGUGCCCUCGGCCAAAUAUGUCCGCGGACCAGAGAUUCUCGCCCACGCGCACCGUAUCGCGCGCCACUUCGACCUCUACCCCCACGCUCUGUUCAGCACCCACCUCGAGGAGCUGCGCUGGGACGAGGACCGCAGCGUCUACGUUGUCAAGACGCGCGAGGGCGACGAGUUCACGGCGACCAACGUCGCGAUGGGCACUGGACCCCUGAACCGUCCCCACCUGCCCGGUAUCCCUGGACUGGAGACGUUCAAGGGCCAGGCGAUGCACACCGCUCGCUGGGACUUUGGCGUGACCGGCGGAGGCUGGGACGACGAGGUGCUGGAGGGGUUGAAGGACAAGCGCGUCGGUGUCAUCGGCACGGGCGCCACGGGUGUGCAGUGUAUCCCGACUCUUGGACGCGACUCUGGCUCCCUGCAUGUGUUCCAGCGCACGCCCUCUGCCGUCGCUAUCCGCGGCAACCAUGCGAUUGACAAGGAGUGGUUCAGCCAGCUAGACAAGGGAUGGCAGACCAAGUGGCUGCGCAACUUCUGCCAGCUCAUGUCGACCGGGUACGCCCCCGUCGACUACGUCCAUGAUGGGUGGACCGACGGCGUGCAGCGCAUCACGAAGCGCAUGCUCGAGAUGUGCGCCAAGGAGGGGCGCGCGCCGACCGGAAUGGCAGACUACAUGAAGGCGUACCACCUCAGCGACGACGAGUACACCACCGCCGUGCGCGCACGCACCGACGAGGUCGUCAAGGAUCCCGAGACGGCCGACAAGCUGAAGGCGUGGUACAGGCAGUUCUGCAAACGCCCCACCUUUCAUGACGAGUACUUGCAGACGUUCAACCGGCCGAACGUUACGCUCGUCGACACGGACGGCAAGGGCGUGGAGCGCAUCGACGAGACGGGUGUCUGGGCGAACGGCAAGCACUACGACCUCGACGUACUUGUGUACGCGACAGGCUUCGAGUUCAACUCGGAGUACACAUACAAGUCUGGUCUCGAGGUGUACGGUCGCGGUGGGCGCACGCUCACCGAUGCAUGGAAGGACGGCAUGCAGUCCUUCCAGGGCAUGCACGUGCACGGGUUCCCGAACCUGUUCGUGAUCGGUUUUGCGCAGGGGUCCUCACUCGCGUCCAACAUUACGAGCAACUACACCGAGCACGGGCCCACGGUCCUCAGCAUCCUGCAGAAGAAGAAGGAGCUCGGCGCUAAGACGGUCGAGGUGCCCCAGAAAACGCAGGACGACUGGAUCGAACUCAUCCUCCAGGGCGACCGGGGCAUUAUUGGCGGUCCCGAGUGCACACCCGGCUACUACAACAACGAGGGCCAGGAGGAGGGCCGUCGCGAGCGCCUCAAUGUUGCGCGAUACCCCGCUGGUCCGCUCGCUUUCUUCGACUACAUUGCCGAGUGGCGCGCGAACGGCAAGUUCGAGGGCCUCGAGUUUGAUGGCAAGCCGGUCGAGAUUGCCGCGACUCUGUAG
Molecule: messenger RNA, 1893 nt
Organism: Trichosporon asahii var. asahii CBS 2479
Lineage: Eukaryota; Fungi; Basidiomycota; Tremellomycetes; Trichosporonales; Trichosporonaceae
Product: cyclohexanone monooxygenase
Exons: 2
Coding region: 1-1893 (630 amino acids)
Source: RefSeq, a predicted model, not a curated record